AAGAAGACGCGCGACGACGUUGACAUUGCCAAGUUGCCACAGCCAAGUCGAUAGGAUAGAUGUCGAGACAAACGAUCAGAGGCUUCCACCAGCGAGUAGGUAGAUCGAUGACAGUCCAGCGACGAGGCAUCGCCAGCGCGGCACCUUCCGCGAGUGGCCAUACAUCAUCGCCGGAACACUCUGCAACGGCCAACUUGCCCUCAUCGGCCUAUCUAUCGCCUAGCGGUAACCCUGAUUUCCCCGAGGCUGCGACGACGGGCACGCCUGCUGAUCUCACGAGGGCUCAGCGACGCAUCAUCGAGAGAAUCAUCAGGGUUGACCAGGCAGGCGAGCUGGGAGCCAACUGGAUCUACAGAGGACAGCUCGCCGUCCUGGGCAGGAACAAGUCCCUGGCAGAGCUCAUACAGCACAUGUGGGAUCAGGAGAAGAAACACAUUCAGACAUUCGACAAAGUCAUACUGCAGCAUGGCGUCCGGCCUACCGCCCUCUACCCGUUUUGGAAGUUAGCAGGCUGGUCACUCGGCGCCGGCACAGCUCUCAUGGGCAGAGAAGCCGCCAUGGCCUGCACGGAAGCGGUCGAGACCGUCAUCGGCGAGCACUACAACGACCAACUGACUGCGCUAUCCAAAGUGCCGCAUGAUCAUCCUUCCAUCCCGCUCCUCGCAAAGAUCCUUGCCGAGUUCAGAGACGACGAGCUCGAGCACCUAGACACUGCAGUUGAGAACGACUCUCAGAAAGCACCCGCGCAUGCUUUACUCAGCGCAAUCAUUGCUGGCGGCUGCCGCGUCGCUAUUGCAGCCAGUGAGAGGAUAUGAGAUAGCUGCUGUUACAUGUUGCUUGCAUUAUACAGUUUAUCACGAC
Mixia osmundae IAM 14324 is the source of this 861-nucleotide messenger RNA. RefSeq lists its product as uncharacterized. The transcript is spliced from 3 exons. Gene Ontology annotation, cellular component: mitochondrial inner membrane. NCBI's taxonomy places the organism in Eukaryota, Fungi, Basidiomycota, Mixiomycetes, Mixiales, Mixiaceae. Bases 108 to 815 code for a protein of 235 amino acids. Gene Ontology annotation, molecular function: 3-demethoxyubiquinol 3-hydroxylase activity. The record is from RefSeq and is a predicted model, not a curated record. Gene Ontology annotation, biological process: ubiquinone biosynthetic process.